Alexandromys fortis (reed vole) is the source of this 1887-nucleotide messenger RNA. It is a transcript of the gene Vsig2, whose product is annotated as V-set and immunoglobulin domain containing 2. The record is from RefSeq and is a predicted model, not a curated record. The transcript has 7 exons. NCBI's taxonomy places the organism in Eukaryota, Metazoa, Chordata, Mammalia, Rodentia, Cricetidae. The coding region runs from base 706 to 1830 and encodes 374 amino acids.
GUAGAAGGGCCAUUCACUGUUGUAUGGAAAGGGAAGGUGCCAAAAGCCCGAGGUUGAGUAGCCCCUAACCUAACCUGAGCAACCGGAGGUUGGGGGGGUGGAGAGGUGGGAGGAAGAUGAAGAACCAGGGCACUUGUUGCUGGUGCCCUGGGCACUGCAUUGCUUUGCUCUUUGUCUCCAGGGCUGAGGAGAGGAGCCUCACCUGCAUUCUCUUUCCCAUUCCUCUGCAUCUGUAAACAAACACAACUUCCUACUCUUUGGGUAGCUAUCCCCUUUGCUAGUUGAGGAAAGACUUAAGAUGUGGUGCAGUGGGGGAUCUUCAGACCUCAGUUUCUCUGUCCUUAGUGGCUCUCAGAUGGAGAUGUGGGUGUCGCUUCCCUGAAGAGACUCUUACUUACCCUUGUCGGUGGUGGGAAGGAGAUCUCUGAAGAGUCCAGGACCCCCUUAGCUCCCAGGAAUGCAAGCUUGCUGACUACGGCCCCCAAGGUGACACCUUCAGUCAGUGGGUAUCAGAAUGCCUUCUCUCCUGCCAAACACACUUUCCUAGCAGAGUUCCGGUUAUAAAUCCUUGUCUUUAGCGUGCACUACCCAAGCCCCGCUCCUUCUCCAGAGCCUGGAAGCUUCAGAAAUUAGGGGGAAAUUAGGGCGGAAGAAGGAUCCCAGAAUCGGGCCUGGUGGAGGGAGGAGCGUUUCCCUUACUUGGGGAUGCCCGCCUCUGCCCUUGUUUGCUCUGAGAUAGCCAGUCUCUCUCCUGCCCAGCACAAGGCGCUGCCCUUGGGCUUUCCUAUACUCUUCCGUCCACCGACUAACAGACGACAGGACCAGGAGACAGUCGUGACCAUGGCCUGGGCCCUGGUGGGGGCUUUCCUCUGCGGAUCCUUGCUGGGCUUCGUGUGCCUGAGCGUCCCAGGGCUAGCCGUGGAGGUGACCGUGCCCACUGAGCCACUGAGCAUGCCCAAGGGCAAGACAGCAGAGCUGAGCUGCAGGUACAGCACGUCCGUGGGGAACAACUUCGCUUUGGAGUGGAGCUUUGUCCAGCCUGGGAAACCCAUCUCUGCAUCUCUUCCUAUACUGUACUUCACCAAUGACCACCUGUAUCCCACCGGCUCUAAAGCAGAUCGGGCCAGCCUUCUCCACAACCCCCCCACAGGAGGAGUGGCUACUCUGAAACUGACUGACCUCCGCCCCUCAGACACUGGAACCUACCUCUGCAACGUUAACAACCCCCCAGAUUUCUACACCAAUGGGUUGGGGUUAAUCAACCUUACCGUGCUUGUGGCCCCCAGUGAGCCCGUAUGCAGCCACAGUGGGCAAACCUCGGUGGGAGGCUCUGUUGCACUGAGAUGCACCUCCUCCGAGGGAGCGCCCAAGCCCGUGUACAACUGGGUCCGGCUCGGAUCUUCUCCUACACCUCCUCCUGGUAGCAUGGUUCAAGAUGAAGUGUCUGGCCAGCUCAUUCUCACCAAUCUCUCUCUGACCUCCUCUGGCACUUACCGUUGUGUGGCCAGCAACCAGAUGGGCAGUGCCUCCUGCGAGCUGGACCUCUCAGUGACUGACUCAUCUGAAGGCCGAGUGGCCGGGACGCUGAUUGGGGUGCUCCUGGGUGUGCUGCUGCUGUCGGUGGCUGCGUUCUGCCUGAUCAGGUUCCAGAAAGAGAGGAAGAAGGAGCCCAAGGAGACAUACAGGGGUAGUGACCUUCGGGAGGAUGCCACAGCACCUGGGAUUUCUGAGCAAGCUUCUAGGAGGGCCGAUUUCAGCAAAGGGCUCCUGGAGAAGUCCCCAUCCACCAGCAUGGUGACGACCAAGUCCAAACUCUCUAUGGUUGUCUGACUUCUGAUCCCUGAGGGUGGUGAGGGGUAAUGUUAAUAAUUAAAGCCGUUGGAUAAC